Daphnia magna is the source of this 12134-nucleotide messenger RNA. Its product is annotated as KICSTOR complex protein SZT2. Lineage: Eukaryota; Metazoa; Arthropoda; Branchiopoda; Diplostraca; Daphniidae. Gene Ontology annotation, cellular component: peroxisome. The transcript is spliced from 41 exons. The coding region runs from base 250 to 11898 and encodes 3882 amino acids. The record is from RefSeq and is a predicted model, not a curated record.
UUUGUUUAUUGACAAAAUCACAACAGAAGUCUCACAUGCGGAGUGUGUUAAAUGCAAUAAUACUGGAUUUAUGGGAGUAAAUGGACGUCUUUCCAAUGGAGGAUAAUGAAAUUAUGUAGAUGAAAGAAAGAUCUGGUGUGUGGUGCGUUACAUCUGAACUCUUGAACAACCUUAUUCAAGAAUUUAUAAUGGAAUAAUUUUGUUAUAUUUGUACACUUCUUUUCCGAAAGAUUCGGAUUUUGUUGCAGAAUGGGUUCUGAAAAUGAAGAAACCAUGGAACUUGAGGCAGAACACCUGUUUUUGUUAAUGAAGAAAGAUUACAGGAUUUCAAGAAAUGCUCGUGCAGAAUGGUAUUUUAACCACCUAAAUCAUACAAUUCAAAUACCUAAGGCAGACAAGGUGGAAAACUUUAAAGGGGAAAUAGAAAUAGUCUCUGCUAUCCCACAAGAAACACCCAUUGAAUGGGAUUGGGAUACUAGCCAUCUGUAUCAGUAUGUCAUUAGUCUGUCAACUGUAGUGACAUUUCUUUCCCAUACAUAUCGUCUUGUACUUUGUUUGGAUUUGAGCCCUUCAGCUGCAACAGUGGACUGUGUCGAGGGUGUUACAUUGCUUGAUGAAAUCCUUACUUCGUUUAAAAAUUGUGUUCAAGGGUUAGCCAGGCCAUUCAUUGUACCUGGAAGUCAGCUUCUGUUUUGCCCCAAAAUUUAUGUUACUGUCAUUGCUCACACACCAUUUUUAGUAUCAAAAGGACAGCAGGUACUGGUUGCUGGGUGGUUAUUACAGCAAGAUAAUGUCAAUGCCUUUGUGGAUCUGGUUCAAUUCAAACUCAGCUCAAUUGAAGUUCGGUUAUCAUGCUGGACAAACUUUGUCGAAGAACAGAGAGAUGCACAAUUAGCGGAUGCAGAGAGGAUAGUGGGAGGCUUAUUUGAGAGCGUGUCUGACAGAACAACAAAUAGCUCAUGUUCAACCAUUAGUAUAGCAACUCCAGAAGUUUCGUUUAUCAGCAUUCUGCGCUACGGAAUGCUCGCCUUAGAACUUCUACCAGAGAAAAGCAGCGCUGGUAUUAUCAUUUUUACGGAUGGAGUAUUUGGAACAACUGAUGCAGGAUGGUCUGAAGCUUUACUUUCGCAGCUUCGUCACAAUACUAUCGCUUGCUCAUUUGUCCAGGUUGGAUCAAGAACUUGCCAUCCAGCUUCAUCCGAAGGCUUUCUGCCAAACAACGAUUUGAUGGAGUUUGUGGCUUCCACCACCUUCGGCACGUGCCUCAGUGGCGCUCCCCAUGUAGACGGCGGCUAUGAUUACCAGAUGAACGUUUACCACCAAUAUUUUCUAACUUGGGGUUUUGAAAAGUACCUGCUGAGGCCCACUCAGACUGCCAAGGAUACAAAGAUCUGGAAUCUUUCGAACCGCUGUUUCGAAUCCAGCGCAAUCCAUCGAGUUAAGAAGAAAGUAAGCGAUUAUCCAGUCAACUGUUCGUUGCACAGUGUUUUGUCUUGUCGGCUGCGUGAAGGAUUCACCAUUAAGGAGGUUCAUUUGGAUGAUGAUGUUGUUGAAGUUCAUUUGGCUCUUCCUUGGCGGCCUUCCAUCCAAGUUGAAUAUUCGAUUCGAGGACAGUGGCCUAUCACUCAAGGAACUGUCAGGUGUGGAAUAAGCGUGCAAGGCCCAUACGACUUUCUUCACGAUGUGACCUGCAAGAAGAUACAGUCUCUUUGUUCCAGAUACCGUCAGUUGGUCGUGCAAUCUUAUUGGGCUUUGGUUAAAAAUCUAUCGGAGACAGAUCAACUGCUAGUUCAUUUGCAUUCAUUUUCAUCCAAUCCGGCUUUUUACACGGUACCAGAAGCCAUCAAGAGUGGAGUACCUCUCUUUUACUUGCCGCCAAAUGAGAGUUCUCUAGUCAACGCGUCGAGUGAUUUAUCCUACCCACACUUUGAUGCCUUUUGGAAACCAAUUUGUGUUCUAGACAUUGGCUAUUGGCAGCGGUGGUUACAUUGCCACCGCAUCGGCAUUCUGCUCCAGCAUGAUCGUCCUUUACCCAAACACCUGCACUUGCCAUCAACAAGUGGCCGUUAUCAUUCAAUUCAAUGCCGACAAGCUGCAACAGCUUUGAAUGCAGCAUUACGUGAUUUCACGUCUUUUGUCUUGUUAGAAAAUCAUUCUUAUAUAGGCCUGGUGUGCACUGAUUCUGAAAAACCUGUGUCGUUCUACCUCGUACGAUUAACUCAUAAGCCACCAUGUGUUAUACUUCGCAUUGCCUUUUUAGGAGGCACGGCUGGAUCCAUCCGUCAGAAGGUUGUGGCGGAUUUGAAAAAUGCUGUCCAGAGUUUGAAUUUCCCUCAGCGUUCACUUCCUCAGGAUUUCUCGAAGACAAUAGCCGCCAUUCCCUGUUGCAAAGUGCUGCAAAAGCCAGCCGAAAAAAUUCUUUUGAGGUAUGAGAAGAUGCCGGUUGAUUUCUUCCAAGUAGUUCCACACGACCCUUUCGUAGGGCAGAAUAACAAUAUUCAAAUGAAGCGUCCGUCUGCUAGUCCUGGAACUCAGUGGUCGACUCUCAGUCAUUACCUGCAUCAUAGAAGAUGGAUCUGGUGUAUCCAGGGCUCUCCUGGUUUGGCUCUGAGCUUGAAUUCAGUUGCCCGUAUCCUAUCCAUCAUCACCAAAAUGAGGUUGCAAGAAGGUUUCAGUUUUGCUCAUUCGUCGUCGGGUAUAUUCACAUUCCUUUUAGAGGUGGACAUGGAGCGACAGCAUGGCCAAUUAUUGCCGGGUUCAACCGAUGAUGAAUCCCAGGAUCAGGCACAAAACUGUAGCUGUGUUGUACAGUAUGUUCUUUUCCCUCCGCAUAGGACCGGAUCUUUCGGUCUAAAGGACUCGGAAGACGAGGCUACAGAAGAAUCAGAUAUCUUGGAUUCGUCUGAUGCCCAGUUGGAAAUCGUCACCGAAUGCUGGGUUGAACCCCAAGCUGGAAUCGUAGGAGACUCUCCGGACGAGCGGGGUUUCUUCCAAGGACUAGAUUACCAUGCCCUGGCCGAAUCGUUUCAUCCGAUGGACUUGGAUUGCAUUUCCUCACUGGUGACUUUUGAGCAUCUCAAUUUGAUGUGCCGCCAGGCGGACAGGGUAGGAGUUACUUGUGAACAGGAAAAGUCUGUCCCAUCAUCCCCUGGAAUACCUGGUCGGCGUGAUGUGCUGUCACCGCUGACCGGAAAUGGUUCCUCCUAUAAUUUUACUCCGCCAUCCGGAUGGGAUCGGCGAACGGAAGAAGCUCUCAAAGACGACACAGUCAGUUGUGUUCCUUUCUGUUUCCAGUUGCCUAGGCUAUUGCCCAAAUGUAGUCGAGCGAAGUUGCUGUUCUCGACAUUUGUCCAAGAAUUCAAGGCGCCUAUUCGUUACAUUCCUAACCCAGCGGAUACAGUCAAUGAACUGUUGUUCGAUCUUCUAACGCGACAACUCUCCCAGCUGGGACUACGAGAGGUGAUACUACAAGAAGGUGAUUGCCGUCAGUUGCUGGAAAACUUGAACCUCCAAGCGGCUGCAGACUGCCCUCACAAAGAUGAGGACUUUCCCAAUAACAGUGUGGAUGCCGAUACGGAAGUGGAAUCCUUCGCUACUGCUAGGGAAGCCAAUAGUACUCCGCGUAGUCCCAGAGAUAUCAAUAUCAGUAAUCCGCCAAGCAGGCCGUCUCUUCUCACACCAUUAAACAUCAGUUAUCGCAGUGGCAUCAAUAGCCAUGACGAUCGGGCCGAAUCUGCCGCCAAUAAAAACGAACCUCUUACGCCUAUGUGGCGUUGUUUCGUGAAAAGCGUGAGCUCAUCCCACAUUUUGCUGGUCCUCCUUCCAGCGUCUUUCCAGGACUUGAAGCUGCUGAUGCUCAAUGAAGAACAUUUGCAAAUGCCACGUUCUGCUCAUCUUACCAAAGUGAAACCUGAUUUUAUCCCGCACGCCGAACCAUACUCGAACAACGAUGGUUCUGUUGAGAGCAAAUCGACCAAUGAAGAGGUUGCAAAACAUAUGACGACCGAUGAUGAUCAGAUGACUAGCUGUUCCCAAUCACAGUCAACCUCUCAGCCGUGUUCAUUAGGACCGACUCGAACGAAUUCCUUUGCCGGACAGCAGCGGCCACGAUUAGCUAGUCAUUCAUCUGUACAGGCUGCUCGAAUACGGGCCGGUUCGUUAGAUACUGCUCCUUUGCCACACGGUCAGCAACAACAGUCACAUCCGCAACAGUUCCAACAUCACCACGUCCACGCUAGUUGUUCCGUUGGGUCGGCUGAUCGACGCCAUAAUAGCAAAACAUCCAGUUCUCUAUUUGGCAGUGGAGCUUCUUACUUUCGGCCCGUAACGUCCUUACCAUCUUUCUCAUCCCCGGUCCGAUCGGCUCCCGUCCACGCGUCGCUCAGUUUGCCUGUUUAUGUAUUCGAUUGCCCUCUGACUAACUUGGUGAGUCAGUUGUUGUCCAGGGGUGCCAAUCCGAAGGUGACCAUUUAUCGGGAUCACACCUUCCCUAAUGAUGAAGACAUUUCGGCCAGCACUGGGGAAGAAGAAGCAAACGAAGAAGACAGACAAGCGGAAUCGCAGUCUAUUCCAGAGGAUCCAGUCUCGGCUGGAUCCAUCAACAUCCUUUCCCAGUAUUGUGCCGUGGUAGAGGCUCUUUACUGCAAGUGUUUGGGUCAAGCACUCUUCACGUCUCUGCAGUUAGGUCGUCAAAUUCAUAGCCGCGACGUCGACGCUGCUAUGAAUCUGUGCAAAGAGACGCUGCUGGAAAUCGACAUAACAGCUUUCCUGCAAAACAUUUGCGGCCAUCUCAAGGAUUUUAAAAUGAAAGCCGGCCUUGAAAUCCUUCGGCAGCGUAAGCAAUCGUCGUCUUCCGGUGAGCCGUUGGUGGAGGAUGAUGCCAAAUGGGAUUUCCCACUGAGUUUACUGCGUCUCCAUCAACCGUGCGCCAACCUCAAACACUUGCAUAAGCUCAUCCGCACGCGGUUCCAGGAAAUACUCUGCCUCUCUUUCAAGCCGGUACCAUCCUUGUUCGAUUAUUAUUUCUACUGUCCUCCAGACCAUCCCUUGUCACCGGCUCCUGAUGGCGGUUUGGCCAUUCAUGAUCUGAGCAUCGGUCACGACGACACUGAGUUGGUUGAAUUCAGGCGAUCAUCCGACACGGACAAUUCCGUCAGCCAAACUUGUUCGGUGACUGGGGGUCGUUCAGAUUCUGCAUCAGAGCCUAUAGAUGAUGUCGAAUGGGAAGAAGAUGGUGAUGAUGAGACAGAGGCGACAUCUGUCCCUCUCUUUCUCCACUUAACGGCCACUGUCCGUUCCAAGAAAAACGUGACCAGUCAAUCGUUAAAUGCUUUACCGACCUGCUUGGGCGACCUAAUGACAAGCAUUUCUGGUUCGUCAGCCGUGUUGGAUUUGAAAGGUUUGAAAAUCACGCUGGAUUUCUUGUGUUUGACUUUCCGCUCCGAUCUGGAAGACUUGGUUCCAGGACCACACAAUCAGCGCACCACCUCAUUUUGUAGUAGUUCAUCGGGCAUCUUGGACGCUAAUAAUCCGUGCCCGACACUGACGUCACAGUCGGAAUUGAGUGAAGAUGAAGACGGCCUGCCGAUGGAUGAAGACGACCGGACGGAAAGCAUCUCACGUCAAUUGUUACACAUUCCAGAAGGCCAGAGAAGACGCAUUAAAGCCGCGCUAGCCGAUAUUGAAUGGAUGCUCAGGGACGAAAUUGUCGCCUUUAUGCUGGACUCGUUUCCCAUCACGGAGGCAACGCUGGCCGCGGUGGUUCAGCAUGUUCAAUCGUCACCUCAUCGCCCUUCUUGUCGCCGGAAAAAUGUUCCGUUGCAUUUCGUACUGAACCCGCAAGAGAGUUCCCGCCGGUUUCUAGUUGAAUUCACUAAAUUACCUAUUCAAGGUCAUUUGUUGCGAGAGGAAGGAUCUUUUUAUUACCUGACAGAGAAUACAUGUCAGGCGAAAUUCCAGGGGUCGCUUGACCCGCCAUUAGGGUCAUCGAGAUACAGAAAAACCGACGCGGAUCUGACGAGCGAGGCUUCUGCAAGUCGUUCGCUCGUGGCGCAAACAUCUACUGACUCUUGUGCGACUGCUGGACUGGGAGUCGAAGAACAACCGGGUGAAGGCGAAGCUGAUAGAAUUGAUUAUCAAAUGGAGAAUACGGUAGGGGAGUCGGAGAGUGAGGCAACCAAAGACGCAGCCGUUAUGAUGGACUCUACCAUUACGCUAGUCUCGAACGGUGAAGGAGAUGCCGUGGGAGAACCCGAGGCUUCUGAUGUAAGACCAGAUGAUGUCCAGUCAGAUUCACUAUUCAAGAAAACAUCUAAAAGACGAUUUGAAUCUGGAACCACGUCCAUUCCAGGGACGAGGCAUAGCGACUCUUCUAGUGUAGUGGACAGCAUCCGUAAUACUGAAGAUGGUUACGAAGGUGGCAGUUCUAAUUCAGAAGACGAAUUUGAAUGGCUCAAAGAACUGGAUAUGGAAAAACCAAAAAUGCCUCCAUUUUGGCUUGUGUUGAAAGUCAACGAAGAAGCAGUUGUGACAUACUUUCAUUGUCGCUUCGAGCUGGCCCGCCCAGAGGAAAUACAACAGUGGAAACAAAUCCACGAAGACUUGAUCAACAGCAUUACGGCGUUAGGGAAGUUAAUAAACCAGCAAAUGUUGCUAAAAGAUCUGCACGACACUCGAUCCUGCAACGGUUUGCUGGAGCCUGAAACCAAUGAUGACAUUUGGCAUCAAGAUGAUUUGGCCCAUAUCAAACCAACUUGCCAUCGAAUCAAUUCGGAUCAUUUGCAUACGUAUGGCUCCCAGGAGCAACCAGGCUACCUGGAAGCAACGCUCAAGUUACAACCGGGCUCUUUCCAGUGCCGACAAGUAUGGGAGACGCACUUUCCGCUUCAUCCGCGCCUGAAAACGGGUCCGGGUAAACUGGGAUCCUCGAAAGGUGUCCAGCAACUGCGCAUCGUUCUCAACGCAUUCAGCGUCAACAAUCGUAACAACAUGUUCGUCUACCAAGAAAAUUCGGGCAACGUUUUUUACCUCCGUUUGAACGAGUCAUCGUGUGUCAGUCACCGAAACCCUUCAGAUUCCGUCUCCAUUUCACGUUAUAAUGCCGAUGAAGCAGACGGUGCCUCCUAUAGUUGUUCUAGACGCUCAUCCAAUUGGAACGUCAGUGAUCGAGGAGGUUUAGACGAGGAUAGCAUUGACUCGCAACGUCGCAGUGGUUCGUUUAGCGAAAGGGAUAGUGUAGGAGGAGACCAGAUGAGCCUGGGCAGUGUGUCGUUGAACCGUAGCCUGCAUUACCAAUCGCAGCAGCACUUAUUGCGUAAAGAGGAUUGCAUCCAGCUGAAAGUACACGGUAUCACUGAAGCCGGACCGGCCAUUAAAAUCGAUCUAGUGCGUGUUCUACAGAACAAGUUGGACGACGCCGUAUUAGAAGUCCUUCACUCUCUACUCAGUCGCAAUCCAGCUUGUAAGUUGACGUCGGAUGACGUCCACUUCAUCCAGAAACCGAACGAGCCACCCCACAUCAUCCUCCAGUCGACUGUCCAGGCGUGCGCAUUACCCUACUUGCCCGCUCUGGCAUACUAUCUGCGCCAGAACUUACUGGACUCGGUCGUCUACACACCAAAAUACAUGGAUAACUUCGUGGGUCAUCACUUCCAGGAUUAUUCCCCAUUUUUUCCUGCUCCUACCUCGGAUGUCUACUUGUAUAACCGACCGCAGGCGUCGGGUAACCGCGGUAUCGCCUGCAUCGCGUUUGCCUUAGUGGAUGGGGUAGGCAAUCCUGUCAGCCAACUCGAGUGGCCUCGACCGGCCACCGCUGUCAAAAUGGACGGCGGGAUAGGACCGUCUUCGUUAAGCGAAUUUGAAGAAUUCAUUCGAGCUGAUCUUUGUGUCAAGGCGACAGACAGGAAAGGACCUGGACCCAUGGCUGCGAUGGAAUUCCGUAUAUGGGAGCGUGGUCAUGUCAACGAGGAUACGUUGAGAGAAAAAUUAGAAUUGGCCAUCCAGCAUGCCCUUUGGGAUGUCGUUUUGGAAUAUCGAUUGUUGCCAUUCCCCCUGUGCGCAGUGACCGAUCAAAAUGGUGUACUAGUUCCCCAAAAUUUAGGAGAUGGCCUUCCAUGUUCCGAGCCAACUACCCCCGUUCGUCGUAAGUGGCAGUUGAUCCAGCCCAUCGUCCACGAAGAAGAUAUUCCUGUUGAUCCUCGUUCGCGUUCGGUGUCCUUUAGCGGACUUCCACCAAAUCGUUCGGGUGUCGCAUCCGGCACGACUAAUCCGCUAGCUACGAGUUCAGCCAUUGAUCCCAAGUGGAAAGUGCGUCAUACUUCUGGUACGUCCAGCAUCAGCAGAGAACGACCUCUAUCGCCAGUCACUAGCAUUCAGCGAAAUGUCCAGGAUGGCCAUUGGUCCACUUCAACGCCAAUCAGUUUAGCCAAACAGGUCCGUUUGAGAGCUACCCUCCUUCUGUUAGGCUCGGUCUCAUCCAGCACUUCAACGUUGAGGAGCUCGGGGCCGAUAUCACCGGUGGAGAGAUUCUGCGAGCGAAGCGUGUCGACCUCAUCCGUCACAUCUUCGUUAACGACCGGCACGUUGCCGGAACUGGACAAAUUGGAGUUGGGUGAACGUGGCGUCCUCCACCCCGUCUAUUCCAAACUACUAGAGAAAUGGUUCAAUCUAGGAUUGCAGAAGAACGUGGCGUCUAUCAAAUUUCAGAAGGCCAGCCUCCUAGCUCCUUUGACUGUGCCCACACUUUUAAAGGCCGUCAUUCACAUAUGUUCCUCUUCAGUGACUCCGGAGUUGUCAAUGAAAAUAUUUUCUUCAUCUGAACCCGGUGCUCCGUACAUACCUUAUCUACCUGCCUCAAGAUGUCCGAAACAGGGCAGUGUGGAUCGGUCAGUGCUGGACAAGACGCACAUUCUGAUUGGACGCAACAUGGCGCAAUGGAAGGAGUCGUUGAGCGGCGAGAUUAACUUGUCGGAUAGCACGCAACAGGAAAACAACGGACAAGUGGCUCUUAAAGUUCAACGAGCUCAUCAGCGCUUUGUCUCUUAUGUCCAUGACUCUCCUGUUAAUCCUUGUCCGGAAGCAGUGAGACUCGUCCAAUCCCAAAGUGGCAAUUUCGGUAGCGAUGUGGACAAGGCCAACACAAGCGGAGAUCACAGCUCGGUAGUGUCGCUGUUGAUUCCACGCCAACGACUCCUCUGGGCCACGGUCAGUCGUGACCAGGAGUGGACUAUGUGGUUGUACAACUUCAACAAGGAUAAUUAUGAAUCCUUGACAAAGCAGUGUCACAAUCUCGUCCAAUGGCAUAACGCUCGAUGGGCUUUGCUUUCGAGUAUCGUAGCUCAAAAACUGGGUCUCUUCCAUAAUCAGCAAUGCUCCGGCAGGACACACGCACAUCAGACUAUACGUCAUAACCCGUUCUUAGUCUUGUCGGAGAUGGAAGCCUUAGUCAAGUUGCAUGUUCCACCUGCUUCACGGGACUAUAAUGUUAGCACUACUCGGAAACCUAGCCAGAGUAGUUUGCCUCAUUUUGCAUAUUUAGAAACCUAUAGGGACAGCAAACCCAACAGGCUGUUGAGCAAUACGCCUUAUGGAAAUCAAGGAGAUCUUGUCACCAGACAUGGUCAGCAGUGGAUUGAGAAGAGAUACUCUGAAAGGCGUGAAGAAAUGCAACGCCUGCUGGUGCUGUGCCCAGCGCGAUCAUCGGGAAACAAUAUCUUGGUUACCGAGGAUAUCAUCCAGCUGUUCAAACAAGUGGCGCGAAUCAUUCAUUACUGCUUCACUCCACUUCUUUUCCUUCCCAAAUGGCGGAUUCAGGUGGCGAGAACAAGAGACCCCAAUAUGGCCACGGCUUCGCUAACGUCAGAAUUCAGGCCAAGGCAUGAAUCUGGAAAUUCCGUCAACAGUGGCCGGAAUAGUCCUAGUAACUCACCUCCUCGGCAACCUAGAAGACCUACCGAUGAUCAUUGGCAUCAGUCGCUGUGUUCUGCAUAUUUACAAGAAUAUGUGCAAUACCUACAUACCCUAGGCUUCCUACAGAUGGAAAUAAAACCUUUAGCAACCAAACGGGGCCCUAAAAGUGCGUUAAAAAGUCAAAGGAUUGUCGGAGAAGAAGCCGGUAGGGUUCGUCAUGUUUCUCACCCAACUCGAGUUAACGGUGGUCCAAGUCCAUCCUCACCGUCGUCCACGUCAUCGUCCGACGCCAACACGCUUUACUUUCAUAAAUCCCAUCAAGGUGGAAUUCUAGUGUGCGAAGUGGCGAUUCAAGAACCGUUCUUCUACACCAAAGUCUACGCCCUAGAGAUGUCUCGAUUACUGCAUGUUGGAAUGGGCGGAGCUUUCCCUAACGUGGGGCACAUUGCGUCAGCUCAAGCGCAUUACACAGAUCGCUUCCUCAAUGAAUGCGACCAUAUAAAAGUUUUACUUCACCUGCACUCGUUCACCUACGACUUUCAUCUGCGGAGUCUCAACUCUUUCGUCUCGGGCCGACAGUAUUUGCUGAAACCUGGCUUUCAUUUAGUCAGUUUCUUGGACGAUUUCACCAAAUACUACAACAAAGCUCCCAAUUUUGCCCGAAACCAAGUCGUUAGCAACAGUCUUACACUCAAGGAUCCUGCGACAACUGGCGAACAGCUAUUCAAUUACCUGUUGACUCGUGAACGCCGUUACGGAUUCCAAGUUUUGCGAAUGGCUUCAUCAUCGAACUCUGAUAACGACAAAGUCACAACGGAGUUUGUUUUAGCCAAACAGUGGUCAUUCAAAACUAUUCAGAGAGAAUAUGGUGAUCUCAGACACGCGGAUGAUUAUGACGUGACUCUGUUGGUUUCCCACGAGUCGGUCGUCGAAGAUCCGAUGACCAUUUUCAUUAAAUUCUAUGUUAUUAUGACCUCAAAACGAGAAUAUUACCCGAGGCUUCUUGUGGAGAAAAAACCGGGCAAAUUUCGGACCGUAUCCACAGCGACUCCGGUAAAGGCAGCAUCAGCACCUCCCUUGGAAACAGUCGACCGUGUGGCGGAAGAUUCUGAUGCCACUGCUUCUUCUACUCAAGAUGUCCAGCAAAUGCCAGCCCCUGGAAAUGGUCAAGGCAAGAUUUCCAAAAGCGAUGCAGACUUGCAAUUGGCUGACAAAGAGAGAAACACACCAACUCCUGAAUUGUUAUCAGUUAGCAACCCUGAAGUGAGCUUUAUUCAACGCAAAGGAAGUAUUAUGGUCAAUGCUGCUCUGCCAGAAGAAAAUCGAACGUCGCCGGCAGGACCAGCGGUCGUUGCAGCAGCGGCAGCUGCGUUCAUCCGGCAGGAAGUAAUCAACUACUUAGGUUACUAUACGAAACAUGAACAGGACAUGCAAUCAAUGAUGAGCGAGCAAGCUAAGAAGGCGGAAGAUCUUAUACGUGCCAUCGUUAACCAGGCCAAAGUACACUGCCGGAGAGAUACGCUGUGGCAGCGACUUCAGCAAAGUCCUGCCUCCUCGUCAACAAACCUGACUUACCUUGAGUUUCGCGAAUUGCUUACCCUGUCGCAUACAGAACCGAUAAGCUCCGGGGAGCCGCAACUUGUCCCUUUGCUUGCACAACCGGUAAGUUGGUACCAAGGACUUGCCAAACUUCUUCUUUCACGUUACCCAGAAAACCACCGCCAUUAUUCCUCUGCUGACGGAAAGAUCCAGUACGUCAUCGUUCUUAAUCAACGACUUCCAGGAACGGCUAUGAUGCUCUCCUGUGAUGUACAUGCCGAUAAAGCGGAGCUAAGUAGUCUUUGUCAAGAAAUUCCCAGUACUGAAAUGGAGGUGUCGACAGUUUUUUCAAUGGACAACGGAUUUCAUUCUAGGCCGAUGAUCAUGCAGGGAUUCAUCGAAGAUUUUGUGAAUUUAUGUGCUUUUCAUAUAUGGAGUGGGCUAUUGGGUUGACUGUUAAUGUCAGAAGAGUGCCUUGUACAACUUAUGCAAAAUUUAAUCAAAUAUUUCUUAUAGUUAGUUUGGGAUCUUUAUCUCAAAGACAGAGCUUCAGUGUAGCAAAACUAGUCUUAUUUAACAUGCAAAGCUUUCACUAACUUGUUACCAGCUUUUGUGGAGUAUUUAGGAUUGUGUUGAUUAAAAGACAACAUUAUGGUGAAGUGUUCAGAAAUAUACAACUGGAUUAGUGA